AUGCAUAAUCAUGAAGUUAAUGAGCAAAAGAGCCAAGAAGAGAAAGAGAAAGACAGUCACCAAGAGCCAUUCAGAGAAAUCUUUCAUCAAGUGACUGUUACUCCUGGAGCACUUCCACAAAUUCCUGAGUAUGAUAAGAGGAUCAAGUACUAUCUUGGAGAGGUAAAUUAUCUUGAUGAUGAAGAAGACCAGGAACGGUUGGUUAAGCCUAAAAAGAAGGACCAUCCAAAGAAAUUGAAGGAUUCAGGGACUUUAACUCUUCCUUGCGUGAUCAAUGAUGUGGACAUAGGGAGAGCCAUGAUUGAUUCAGGAUCAAGUGUUAAUUUGAUGCCCUUUAGUGAUUUCAGGAAGAUCGGAGGGCUAGGAUUAAAACUAGCCAAUACUACCCUGACAGUUGCGGAUGGAUCUAUCAAGAAGCCAGUUGGUAUGGUGGAAGAUGUAAUUGUUCGAAUUGAGGAGUUGGAAUUCUUGAUUGAUUUUCUAGUUGUGGACAUGGAAAAUGAAGGAAGAAUUCCAUUAAUCUUGGGAAGACCCUUCAUGGGGACUUUUAAAAUGGUUAUACGUGUCCAUGAUGGAGGAAUGAGAUACUUGAGGAUAAGUAGGAAGCUCAAGGAAGAGGGAGUGGUGGAGAUUAGAAGGCCAUACUCCACAUCAAUUCGAAAACUGGACAGAAGACAGUUGGGGAGGUGGGAUGAUGAAGAUCCCAACAUGAAGAAGAAGAGUUGA
This is a messenger RNA of Vigna radiata var. radiata (mung bean), 726 nucleotides long. RefSeq lists its product as uncharacterized. The transcript has 3 exons. The record is from RefSeq and is a predicted model, not a curated record. Lineage: Eukaryota; Viridiplantae; Streptophyta; Magnoliopsida; Fabales; Fabaceae. The coding region runs from base 1 to 726 and encodes 241 amino acids.